Molecule: messenger RNA, 2480 nt
Organism: Lytechinus variegatus (green sea urchin)
Lineage: Eukaryota; Metazoa; Echinodermata; Echinoidea; Temnopleuroida; Toxopneustidae
Gene: klhl28
Product: kelch-like protein 28
Exons: 5
Coding region: 217-2013 (598 amino acids)
Molecular function (GO): protein binding
Source: RefSeq, a predicted model, not a curated record
CUUCAUAGUUAAUUAAAUAUCAACAGAUCCUAAGAUGGAGGUCAUCGAGGAGUGGAUUUUGUGAGGAGCUGUUUAACCCAUGUAAUGUGCCGUAAUGGUUGAUACAGGCGAGAUAAGUGUGUUAGUAGUGUUGCUGGAUUGUGUACUUGAUGUGGAUACGUGAUUUCUGGGAUAUUUUGUGCGUUAUUUUAGGAAGAUAUCUUGGUCGAGAACGGAAUGAGUCGCGAACAAGAUUGUGUUGACCGUCGCGAUGGUCGCAAUCACAAUAAUGGAUCUCAAGCCAGCUGCCCAGUGGCAAUGCCCGGGAGCUCGGGCGGGGUAAGCAGUGAGGUGUCCGGUCAUGCAAGAAUGGUGCUGCGAGAAAUGCACAGCCUACAGCAACAGGGAGUUUUAUGUGAUGUUGUUCUUAGAGUAGAUGGCCAUAAAGUAAAAGCCCACAGAGCAGUGCUCUCAGGGUGUAGCCCCUAUUUUAAGGCCAUGUUCACUGGAAAUUUGUGUGAAAGUGAGAAAGAAGAAAUUGAUCUGAAAUCAGUUGAUAAAACGGCAAUUAACAUUCUUGUAGACUUUGCCUACACAGGAAAAAUAGCAGUUACCCAUGCCAAUGUCCAAUCUCUCUUGCCAGCUGCUAAUCUGUUUCAAAUGCAUUCUGUUAAAAAGCUAUGCUGCGAGUUCUUACAAUCUCAACUCCAUGCCACAAAUUGCCUUGGGAUCACUCAUUUUGCUGAAGUCCAUGCUUGUAAGGAACUCCAGGCAUAUGGGGACAAUUUCAUUGCUGCUCAUUUUCAAGAGCUCAGCCAGAGCGAAGAAUUUUGCCAUCUUGUCUUUGAAGAGUUGACUAGAAUCCUCUCAAGAGAUGACCUCAAUGUUUCGUCUGAAGAAGUGGUCUUUGAUGCUCUGGAUAUCUGGUUGAAUUACGAUCCUAACAGACGACAGUGCUAUCUUGGAAGAGCUCUUCAGUGUAUACGGCUGCCUCAGCUCACACAUAAGACUUUAACAAAGUUAUACAGCACCCACCCCUUUAUCAAGGAGAAUGCUCUCUGCCAAGAACAGGUGAAUAAAGCACUGCAAUACCAUCUCAACACAGAGGAUCGGCUUACACUGGCCAAAAACAUGAAAGACAAAUUAAAGAAGAGAGGAGAGUUAGAGAUGUUUUGUGCUGUUGGAGGAAAGAAUGGCUUGUUUGCAACUCUUGACAGUGUUGAAGUCUAUCGAGCAGAGACAGAUAGCUGGAGUGAAGUAGCCUCCUUGAACUGCAGGCUUCAGGAAUGCGCUGCCGCAGUUGUUGACCAGAACCUGUACGUCAUCGGAGGAGUGCGAUGCCAACUCAGAAACGGCACCUCCUAUCGUUGCUAUGACAACGGUGUUGAAAGAUGGCAGCCAGACACUAACACUUGGAGUACAGCGGCCAGCAUGCACAUGUGUCGGAGCAAUCAUGGUGUUGCAGUGCUUAAUGGGAAAAUCUACGCUCUCGGAGGAUAUAAUGGAGAGUCUUACAUGAAGAAUGUAGAGGUGUACUGUCCAAAGAACAACCAGUGGAAGAUGGCCACACCAAUGCUUGAACGCAGGAGUAUCUUCACCACAGCUGUAGUUGAUGGAAAGAUCUAUGCCAUUGGUGGCUAUGGACCUAACUAUCUUAACAGUAUGGAAAGAUAUGAUCCAGACAAGGACUUCUGGGAAAAGGUAGCACCACUCACUGACCGAAGGAUUAACUUUGGGGUAGCUGUACUUCAUGGGUUCAUCUAUGUUGUUGGAGGACACAAUGGGGAGCAGUAUCUCGACAGCGUAGAACGAUAUGACCCACAUCAGGAUAAUUGGAAAACAGUGGCUUCAAUGGGCAUGCCAAGAACAGGUCUUGGAGUGACUGUUAUGGGUGGACAUAUCUAUGCAGCUGGUGGUCAUUCUGGGGCAGCCUAUCUUGACCGGGUGGAGAAGUAUGACCCGUUCACAGACACCUGGACAUUGGCCAAGACCAUGCUGAAUUGCAGGUGUAAUUUUGCCUUUGCUGCCUUGUAAGCCAAGUAUCAUAUGAACCCAUAUCCUGUGGUACCAAUUCAUGAAAUUUGUCGGCAAUGGCAAGUUGUCUUUUUUGGAGGUGGGAACACAGACUUUUUUCCCCAGUCAAUCCGAACCAUGGAUUUCGGGGCUGAAAAUUUAGUCAGUGAUGACAUUUUCAUGAAUGAUUUUUCAAUCUGCCAACCACUCCAAAAUAUCAUGAUAUUGAUAAACCUUAUUUAUUUCAGUAUGAUAUUAAAAGGGGAAAAUGGCCAUUGAAUUUUUUCAGUCUGAUUGCAGAUUUAUAGGAAGAAGUUUAUUCUCAAAUAAUACAAUGAAUCAGUCAUUGGAGAAAUGGUAAUUGAAGAUGCACUCUCCUUUGUUUUAGAACAUGUCAUAAAGAGGCCUUAGGGUGUAGGAAUUAUCAAAAGCUCAUUUUGGAUACAGAAACAUUAUGUCAAGGAUGUCGACUUUGUAAAAUAAUGGAA